UCCAAGGUGCUGGGGGGCCAGGAGUGCCGGCCCCACUCGCAGCCCUGGCAGGCCGCCUUGUUCCAGGGCCCGCGGCUGCUCUGCGGGGGCGUGCUCGUCGACGCCCGCUGGGUCCUCACCGCGGCCCACUGUCAAAAACUGAAGUACACGGUGCGUCUGGGAGACCACAGCCUGCAGAGCCGGGACCGGCAGGAGCAGGAGAUCGCCGUGGCCCAGUCUAUCCCGCACCCCUGCUACAACGGCAGUAGCGAGGACCACCGCCAUGACCUGAUGCUGCUCCGACUGCGCACGCGGGCCUCCCUGGGGCCCAGAGUCAAGCCCAUCAACCUCACGAACUACUGUCCCCAAGCUGGCCAGAUGUGCACCAUCUCGGGCUGGGGCACUGUCACCAGUCCCCAAGAGAACUUCCCUGACACCCUCAACUGUGCGGACGUGGAGAUCUUCCCCCAGAAGCAGUGUGAGGCCGCCUACCCGGGGAAGGUCACAGACGGCAUGGUCUGUGCGGGCAGCAGCAACGGGGCUGACACGUGCCAGGGUGACUCCGGAGGCCCGCUGGUGUGUGGUGGCGUUCUCCAGGGCAUCACAUCCUGGGGCUCGGAUCCCUGCGGGCAGCCUGAGAGACCUGGCGUCUACACCAACGUCUGCCGCUACCUGGACUGGCUCAAGAAGACCAUGGGCAAAAGGGGCCUAUCCUAGAAUAAGCCCCGGAUCUCCCUCAAUAAACUGCACCCAGCCUUGCUCGGUGCCUGUGUGCACCUUGGCCUGUGAGGAGGGAUGAAUGAGGGAGGGACUGAGCCCUACUGGCAGGCAUGGGGCGAUCUGGAGAGAGCAGGACCUCGUGACCACUGCACAUUCGCUGCCUGAAAUAACCUCCCACCCCGGCUCCUUUAUUUCCUGGAAAGGCUUGGGAAAGUGGGAGAUUUAUUUCAGGAGAGAAAAGACAGACAAGGGCUUUCAAAUACCCAGCAUGGACGGUCUGUGAAAGGGUCUCGAGUUGUUUUUCUGUUGUUGUUUGGUUGGUUGUUUUUUUUUUUUUAGUUUUUGUGAGUAGCUCAAAUGUCUAUAAACUUUGGCAUAGAUUAAUUUUCCCUUUUCUCCCAAAAUUGUACGAAAUGCAUAGAGAAGGGUCCAGGAAAUAUAUGUACAAGGUAACUAUCCACAAAUGAACCCAUAA
Molecule: messenger RNA, 1174 nt
Organism: Tupaia belangeri chinensis (Chinese tree shrew)
Lineage: Eukaryota; Metazoa; Chordata; Mammalia; Scandentia; Tupaiidae
Gene: KLK8
Product: kallikrein related peptidase 8
Exons: 4
Biological process (GO): proteolysis; memory; neuron projection morphogenesis
Cellular component (GO): secretory granule
Molecular function (GO): serine-type endopeptidase activity
Source: RefSeq, a predicted model, not a curated record